CGAAGAAAAAAAAUUAAGAGAAAAUUGCAUUCCGGUUUUGUCUACGUGUUUUUCGCUGCUCCACUCCCACAAGAGGAAAUAUAAACAUUAUUUUGCAAUAAAAAUUAUCCAGAAGACUGCGUGUAACAUUUGUAGGCUUAAAAAGCUGAUUAAUUUAGACAUUUUGGAAGCCAUGUACUAGUGCUUCAUAGAGACGACGGUUUUCGAUAUACUGAAAAAGCAAUACGACAAGCAGAAGGCAAGUACUUGGUCUUCAAAACAUGAAACCAUCAAUAGGUACGCCACUACUUGUGGCACUUUUAAUGGCUCUCGUUGGUGCCGACGAACACACUCAUAUGUACGAAGAUCACGAAGAAGUGGUUCUAUGGAUGAACACGGUCGGCCCUUACCACAAUCGGCAGGAGACGUACGCUUAUUUUUCGUUGCCGUUUUGCGUUGGAACCAAACAGACCAUCAGUCAUUACCACGAGACUAUGAGUGAAGCCCUUCAGGGAGUAGAGCUAGAGUUUAGUGGAUACGAAAUCGAUUUUAAGGAUGAUAUUGCGCCCACGGAAAUUUGCAUGGUUGAACUUACCGAGAAGAAAUACAAAGCAUUUGUGUAUGCAGUCAUGAAUCAGUACUGGUACCAGAUGUACAUUGACGAUUUGCCCAUUUGGGGGGUGGUUGGUAAGGAGGAGGAUAAAAAGUAUUACAUUUAUACUCACAAAAAAUUCGACGUGAGUUACAACGGUAAGCAGAUAGUUGACGUAACUUUGACACCGGAAAAGAAGGAGCAACUUAAGGUGGGUGCAAAGAUUAAGUUCACCUAUGAAGUCAACUGGAAACCGAGCAAUGUUAAAUUCGAGGAUCGAUUCGACAAAUAUCUGGACCCGAAUUUUUUCCAACAUCGGAUACAUUGGUUCAGUAUUUUCAAUAGCUUCAUGAUGGUUAUCUUCUUGGUUGGGUUGGUAUCGAUGAUCCUAAUGCGAACAUUGCGGAAAGAUUACGCUCGGUACAGCAAGGAUGAAGAGGCGGAUGAUAUGGAACGAGAUCUUGGAGAUGAAUACGGCUGGAAACAGAUUCAUGGUGACGUCUUCAGACCUGCAUCUAACGCAAUGCUAUUUUCUGCAUUGAUCGGCGCUGGUUAUCAACUUACUUCGGUGGUUUUGUGCGUUAUUACUUUUGCCAUUCUUGGAGAAUUAUACACGGAACGAGGAUCAUUGUUAUCGACAUCGAUAUUCGUAUAUGCCGCGACAUCCCCCAUUAAUGGUUAUUUCGGUGGAUCUCUGUACGCACGAAUGAGUGGCAAGUUGUGGAUCAAACAGAUGCUGCUGUCAGCUUUCAUUAUUCCUGCUUUGGUUUGUGGAACAGCAUUUUUCAUAAAUUUCAUUGCGAUUUACUAUCACGCAUCGAGAGCCAUUCCCUUCGGAACAAUGGUGGCUGUAACAUGUAUCUGUAUUUUCGUGAUAUUGCCACUGACGUUAAUUGGCACUAUUGUUGGGCGUAAUCUCGAUGGACAACCGGACUAUCCAUGUCGUGUAAACGCCGUUCCUCGUCCAAUCCCGGAGAAAAAGUGGUUUAUGGAGCCGCUUGUAAUCAUAUUGCUUGGUGGAGUGCUUCCGUUCGGAUCGAUUUUCAUAGAAAUGUACUUUAUAUUCACGUCCUUCUGGGCGUACAAGAUCUACUACGUGUAUGGAUUUAUGCUGCUUGUGUUCUUGAUCCUGAUAAUCGUGACCGUCUGCGUAACAAUCGUCUGCACCUACUUUUUGCUCAAUGCUGAAGACUAUCGAUGGCAGUGGACCAGUUUUAUGUCAGCGGCGUCUACUGCAAUCUACGUGUACAUCUAUUCGUUUUACUACUUUUUCUUCAAGACAAAAAUGUACGGUCUGUUCCAGACGGCGUUCUACUUCGGUUACAUGGCGCUAUUUUCCGGUACUCUUGGCAUCAUCUGCGGCACGGUUGGCUACAUCGGAACGAACAUUUUCGUGCGAAAGAUUUAUUCCAAUGUGAAAAUUGACUAAUUUUACGUUCCUGAACCGUCCGACUCCCCGAGUGCUGCGACCGUGAUGCUUCUCGAUUUGAAAGCUAUUCUUUUUUUUUGUCUCCGUUCGUAGUAUGACAGAACUAAUUAUUUAACGAUUACUUUUAGCCACAACUGAAACAGCAAACAGCAACAAAUAUUAACGCUACAAUGUAAACAAGUUUAAAUGCAAUUGUUGCAACAUUGAAGUCUAAUCUAAACUGUUUAGCUAUGUAAUAAUGAUCGAGUUCUGUGUUUCUUAGCUUAAGUUGUGUAAAACAGUUAUUAAACGAAGGAAAUAGUACAUAUAUUGUUCAAGAUCAUUGAGUUAUAACAGCAAUGUUUUUUAUUAAAAGAAAGUUUUGGUUUUGACACAAAUAUACACCUGAUUAGUUGACUGUACGAGGACAGCAGAAUAGGUAUAGAUUAAUGAAAUUUCGAUGGAUGACACACCGAAGCUUACCCCAAUCGGAAGAUAUGAAGCGCAGUUUAAGGAUUGGGGAAGGAUUUAAGGAAUGAUGUGCAUAUAAAUAGCUGAAUAAUUGUACUCUUAUCAAGCUUCUGUAUGUGGUACUACAAAGGGCAGUUUUUAUUUGAGUAAAAUAGUGAAUCAAUAAACAUAAAAAAACAUC
Molecule: messenger RNA, 2631 nt
Organism: Sabethes cyaneus
Lineage: Eukaryota; Metazoa; Arthropoda; Insecta; Diptera; Culicidae
Gene: TM9SF3
Product: transmembrane 9 superfamily member 3
Exons: 8
Coding region: 261-2000 (579 amino acids)
Biological process (GO): protein localization to membrane
Cellular component (GO): membrane
Source: RefSeq, a predicted model, not a curated record